Adineta ricciae is the source of this 363-nucleotide messenger RNA. The record is from the annotation of a GenBank genome assembly. Lineage: Eukaryota; Metazoa; Rotifera; Eurotatoria; Adinetida; Adinetidae.
AUGCCUCGCUAUUCGACUAGUCUGAGAUCAUUCCUCGAAAAAAAAAACUUGAGAGGUAUCAAUGCUGAUAAAGCUAUAGAGAUUUCACGUAACACUGCAAGCGUUAUUGCGUAUAUGCAUACUUACGAUCUUGUUCAUCGUGAUAUUGAAGUUGAAAAUAUUCUUAUUGAUGAAUAUGACCUAGUUUAUUUAGCUGAUUUUGAUAUUACUGUUUUAAUGUCAUCAACAGCCUCUAAUUCGAGUAGUGAUCGUCUUCAAUCUUAUAAAGAUUCAGCAAUUGAUGUUUAUUUACUCGGUGUACUUAUGUUUGUAGGUGUGCCUAAAGAGAACUAUAUACCAGCAUCAAACUUAAACGUUGAAUAA